AAAACCCUAAUUAAACUCAAGAUUUGACAAUAAACUGACUAUCAAAUUCUUAAACCGAUGAUUCGGACUGGUGGACCGUCUUCUAUCGAAUAAAUUGAAACAUACUUUUGAUUCAGUAGUACACGGAAUUCAAUGUAGAAGUAAACAAAUAUGGGAGUGCUGGAUAUAUUCACGAAUAUCCCACGGUUUGUUUCUCUCCGGCUUUUGCAGUGACUAACUUUAUGAGAGCGCUGGAGAUAGGAGACUAUUUCUCACGAGGCCCACUAUGUUUGGUAUUUCCUACGGAGAGCUCUUCCUCUUGAUCGGUGCCACCGCUGCUCUCGUCGGCCCAAAGGAUCUUCCAAUUAUUGCUAGAACUGCGGGAAGGUUAGCGGGUCGAGCAAUCGGGUACGUUCAAUUAGCUCGUGGGCAAUUCGAGAAUGUUAUGCAGCAGUCUCAAGCUCGACAGGUUCACAAAGAACUUCAAGACACAAUGGCACAACUAGAGGCUAUUCGUCAUGAAAUUCGAAGUAUCUCUCUCAUUAAUCCUGGUCCUUUGACUCGAAGGCUGAUGGACAAUCCUGAAAAUCCUGCUCCUAACACAAAUUCUGGCAACAGCCCGACUGAGAAGUGUGAAGAAGAGCAGAAGCCAACAAAUGCUGUGAUGAAGGAUUUUAGUUCCAAAACCUUAGGUUCAGUUGAUUUGCAUAGCCAAGCAACUGCUUAUGCCAGAUUGGUUGAAUCUGAAGCCAUAAAGACUGUUUCAUUGGAGAGCUGUACAGAAAAAGAGAACCUUAAUGAUGAAGCUAGUCUCUUCACCAUCCUCCCAGUUUCAGCUGAAAGCACGGGGAUGCUACCAGAAAGAAAGAGAAGUGCAACAGGAGCAGAUAUUGUUUUGGAAGCAGUAGUUGAAGCAGAGGUAGCACGUAGUGCAAAAGAUUUCUUUUCACAGCCCCAAAAUCAAAUACAGUGAAUAGAUAGGUAGUUGUGCCUUUAGAACUCCUGAUAAAAACUCUAGUGACUGCAUUAUUCAUGUUCCAGAAUUUCCAGUGAAUUAUCUAUAUGAGAAUGUAUAUUUUGUUGUUAAUACUUACAAAGAUGUAUUAUUGGAGACCCUUACUAUGUAAGUUUUGCUAGCUGUCACUGUCCCUAAUGAGAAAGGUGCUUUUACAUUGUA
Messenger RNA from Corylus avellana, 1156 nucleotides. RefSeq lists its product as uncharacterized. The record is from RefSeq and is a predicted model, not a curated record. Lineage: Eukaryota; Viridiplantae; Streptophyta; Magnoliopsida; Fagales; Betulaceae.